This is a messenger RNA of Aspergillus steynii IBT 23096, 2958 nucleotides long. Its product is annotated as putative C2H2 finger domain protein. Gene Ontology annotation, molecular function: RNA polymerase II cis-regulatory region sequence-specific DNA binding; zinc ion binding; DNA-binding transcription factor activity, RNA polymerase II-specific. The record is from RefSeq and is a predicted model, not a curated record. Gene Ontology annotation, cellular component: chromatin. The coding region runs from base 1 to 2958 and encodes 985 amino acids. Lineage: Eukaryota; Fungi; Ascomycota; Eurotiomycetes; Eurotiales; Aspergillaceae. The transcript is spliced from 3 exons. Gene Ontology annotation, biological process: regulation of transcription by RNA polymerase II; DNA-templated transcription.
AUGGAGACGACCUCGGAUAACGAGGCCCCCGCCGUCAACGCGACGCCGCGCAAGAGGAAGAGAAGCCGCAAGGUGCACUCCGAUCGCAAGUACGACUGCACCUUCGAGGGCUGCGGCAAGAGCUAUUCCCGCGCCGAGCAUCUAUACCGGCAUCAAUUGAACCAUGCCCCCAAGCAGAUCUACCGAUGCGACUUCCCCGACUGCUAUCGCUCCUUCGUGCGACAAGAUCUGUGCCUGCGACACCGAGAACGACACACUACGCAAGGGUCUCAGCUGCAGAAACGCGACCACUUCGCGCAGGCGGCGUCCGCCAAUCCUGCCCCGAUCUCUCAGCCCGCCGUCUCGCCGUCGACCGACCUCUCGUCCGGCCGUGCCCAUGCGACCAGAGCAGUCGCGGCAUCCUCGUCACCUCCGUCGACUGGCAUCAACCGGGCCUUCAGCUUCCCGGACCUACUUCCGCAACGCGACAUCGAGGCGGCCAGCGUUUCCUUCUCACGGCCCGCAGGCACCAACGACCACACACCCGCAAAUCAGCCGACCGCAUAUAGUCCUACAAAUCUACAAAAAGCAUCAGGCGCGUUCCCAAAUCGAAACUCGGUGACCGGGUCGACGACCUCUGGCGAGCUGGGCAAUGAUUCGCAGUCCCGACCGUCCGUAUCGGAGGCCAGUCGCAGUUCUGGCGCCCCAUCUCAUGAUCCGAGUUCGGUCUUCUCGAUUCCGGCCGAUUUGACCGGCUCCUCCCUGGUCAGCCCGACGGCGUACGGUUCGCAGGCGGGCCUUCAGAUGCCUGGGAGCGGGUAUGCCGGCAUCUCCCUAGCGCCGGCCGCCUCUUCCACUCCCGCGUCCCUUGGUCAGACCGCCAGCCUGAAUGCGUUGGAUUCCAUGUCCGGCAUGAUGGCCCCGGGCGCGGUGGGAGACGGCGGGUUUGACUCGCUGACCUCGUGUGUCUAUCCCAUCUUCGGCAGCGAGUCCUACAAUCGGUCGCCCUUCGCCAUGGCCGACGACUUCACGGCGUGGCUGUUCAACGACCCCCCGGCGGUGUCGUCCUCCGUCGGUUAUUCGUCGGCGACCGGCAUGGUGCCCAACUACAUGGACGCCGCGCAGCUGCAGAACCAGUUUUUCAUGGGCGACUCGGCCUACGGGGCGUUCCUGAGUGGCGUGGUGCCGCAUCACCCCAUGAGCGUGACCAGCAUCCUGGAUCCCGGAUCCCCGCGGGCCAUCAUGUCGGAGGACAAGCGCCAGGAGCUGCUGCACCUCAUGGCAACUCGGUUCAACGAGGCGGCGUAUUCCGUAGUGGCCAAGCGCAAGGACGCCCUGAUGGAGGGCGACAUGGACGACGACAAUCACGUGCUGAGCCUGCGCAUGAUGCAGACGUACAUCGGCUCGUACUGGUACCACUUCCACGCGCAGCUGCCCAUCCUGCACCGCCCGACCUUCGUCGCCGACCAGGCACCCAACCUGCUGCUGCUGGCCGUCAUGGCGAUCGGCGCGUCCACGCUGGACCACGUCCACGGACCGCAAGUGACCGAGGCGGCGUCCGAGCUGGCGAACUUUAUCGUCUGGCACCUACGGUGGGAGAUCUUCAUGGACGCCGAUUUCCGGCCGCCCGCCAAGCUCUGGGUCUUCCAGGCGCUGCUGCUGCUGGAGGUCUACGAGAAGAUGUACUCCACGCGCGCCCUGCACGAGCGGGCCCAUAUCCAUCACGACACGACGCUAACGCUGAUGCGCCGUGGCAGCUCGUUGAUCGGUCGCUCGGCUUUCGACUCCCCGGCUAGUCUGCGGGAGGACCGGCAGGUGCGGUCGGCGUCGGGGUCGACGACGACGCCCGACUUUGCGGCCGACGAGUCGUGGACGCACUGGAUCAAGACGGAGGCCACCCGCCGCGUGGCCUUUGCCGCCUUUGUGCUGGACUCGACGCACGCCACCAUGUUCGGCCACUCGGCCAAGAUGGUCGCGCACGAGCUGCGUCUGCCCCUGCCGUGCGACGAGGCGCUGUGGUCGGCCACCAGCGCCGCCGAGGUGGCGCGCGUGCAGUCCAGCCUGCACGCCAACGGCGUCAAGCCGGUGAUGUUCCUGGACGGGCUCAAGAAGACCCUGAACGGGCAGCGCGUGCGCACCAACGCCUUCGGUCGCACCAUCAUCAUGGCCGGCCUGCUCAGCGUCAGCUGGCAUAUGAACCAGCGGGACCUCCAGGUCAGUUCGCUCGGGGUGCCCCAGGCGCUGGGCGGGCGGGACAAAUGGCGAUCGGCUCUGCUGCGCGCCUUCGACAACUGGCGGCGCGACUUUGACGAGGCGCUGGGCCAGAUCGGGUCGCCGCCGUUCCCCAACGGCUACAAUCGCCUGCGGAACCCGCUGGACGAGGACAACGUGUUCGAAUCGCGCGACGUGCUGCACGGGCUCGCCCACAUGGCGUCCCACGUGGACAUUGUCGACUGCCAGAUCUUUGCGGGCGCGGGUCGCCUGAUGGGUCGCUCGAUCACCCCGAGAGAUUACAGUGCCGCGCGCGAGAAGAUGAUCGAGCGAUGGGCGACCAAGGCGUCGGCUCGCGAUGCCGUCUUCUACGCCCUGAAGUUUUUGUCGGAGUGCUUGUUGCAUUGGAGCUCGCAGGAGGGCGGCAACGACUGCUAUUCGGGUCGGGACGACUUUCUCCUCAACCGGCCCUGGGUCAUUUACGUGGCGGCGUUGGUCGUAUGGUGUUACGGGUUCGCUCUGGACGGCCCGAUCACAUCGCCGCCGGCCCUGGCGACGGUGGCCGAGCAGCGACGCGACAUGCAGGAAUUCCUUCAGCGGGUUGGCGGCGUGAAGUCGCCCAACGACCUGGAAGGGAUGCAGGGACGCAAUCGGUGCCUGGGGCUGUUGAUCAUCCUGCGCGAGGGAUUCCUGCACACGCGAUGGGAGCUCUUGGCGGAGGCGGCCAAUUUGCUCGGCAGUUGCAUCGACAAACUACGAGGGCGAUAG